AUGGAGGCAGAGGAUUUGGCAAAGCGUUGGGAGAGACUACACUUAUCAGAGGAAGAAAGGUCUUGUUUUCACGUCAAACAGGAUUUAUCAAAAGAGGAGGACAGAAGAGGAAAACAUUGCAUAGUUGGGAGGGCUAUGACAGAGAAAGGAAUUAACAGUGAAGCUUUCAGGAUUACAAUGUCUCAAAUCUGGAGGUUGGAAGGAUGGGUCAGAUUUAAAGAGUUGGGAGACCAAUGUUUUCUAAUCGAGUUCCAAACUCUGGCAGAUAAAGAGAAAAUCUUCAGUGGUCAUCCUUGGUUUUUUGAUAGACAUCUCCUUACGUUGCUAGAAGUGGACGGAAUAGAUUCCAUAAGUGAAUUACAUUUUGCAUAUGAACCUUUCUGGGUUCAGCUCCAUAACUUGCCACUAGCUACCAUGACAGAAGAACUAGGAGAACAAUUCACAGCCUCCAUUGGACACGUGAUCCGGGUAGAUAUUGAAGCAGAUGGACGUGCAUGGGAGAGAUGUUUGAGAGUGAGGGUAGUAGUGGACAUCCAUAAACCUCUUCUGAGAGGGAAAUGGAUAAAGGUUGGCAAGAAAAAGCACUGGAUUUCAUUUAAAUACGAAAGAUUGCAGAACUUCUGCUUUCAAUGUGCGGUGCUCUUUCACAAGGGCAAAGAUUGCACCAGACUGCGACCUGAACAUCAAGGUGAGAAGGAAGCUCCACAACAGUUUGGUCUCUGGCUCCGUGUCCAGCCGAGGAACACAAACGUCUUUGACAGUCGCAGGUACGGUGGCUCCGACGAUGAUAAAAAACAGUAUGGGGAACAAUAA
Molecule: messenger RNA, 813 nt
Organism: Carya illinoinensis
Lineage: Eukaryota; Viridiplantae; Streptophyta; Magnoliopsida; Fagales; Juglandaceae
Exons: 1
Coding region: 1-813 (270 amino acids)
Source: RefSeq, a predicted model, not a curated record